AUUCACAAUAUAAACAAUUGCAAAUCAGUCUUGAAUCUGGUUGAGUCAAGCACUUGAGUUGUAAAUGUCCUCGCUAUCAACAAAUAACUGAAAUUCUCACCAACAAUCUUAGUUUUGUCUACUUGUUCAAUGUUGACAAUCAUUUCACCACCAGAUCAAAAUUAGGGCUAGACAGGAACAAAAAAAACAUAAUCAUCAACAAUAACAGAAUUAUUUUUCAACAUUGGGUUCCAUAAUUUUACUGACACAUUGGUUUAACUUCUAUUCCUUCUUAAACAUGGUUGAUCAAACAAUCGAAAAUAAUUCACAGGUGAAUUCGACUAAAAACAAUCCUGGACGCAAAAGAAUCAAAGGCAAUUUAAGUUAUCGCCAUCUUUACGGUAAUCCAAAUUUACGAUUUAUUGGUAAACCCCCUUCUUCAUCUCCUGGAUUAAUUAAUGGACAUGAGAGUCCAACUCACUCUUUCAUCACAGAUGUUGCCGAUGUCAGACAAAUGGAACAAGGGUUAUUAAGACUUCUCAGUGAUUUUCAUUCUGGAAAGCUUCAAGCUUUUGGUCAAGAUAUUACAUUUGAAAAGAUGGAAAGUGUUCGGGAACAACAGGAAAAACUUGCGAGACUUCAUUUUGAUUUGAACAACCAACAAGAACUACAUGAUACUGAAGAUGGAAGACGCUUAGCAAAGGAAAAUAUGUCCAAACUAAUUGAAAGCCUACAACAAUUAAGCUUCUCAAUUGAACAACUACAAUCUCGAUCAACUGGAAGGACAUCAACUUUCAAAACUUAAUUUUACAACUUUAAUUGUGAUACUCUAUUCUAUUCAGUCCUAUCCAACUGCGACAAUCUUUAGUACAUUAAUUUAAUGGACUCUGAUCAUGUAAAAAUAUCAGAAAAACUUGUGAUUAUUCGUCUUAAUACUGUGACUAUCAAUUUUUGGCAAGCUUUUCUGCAACUUUAAUUUCUCGUUAAUUUCUGUGAUUUUUCAUUAUUCAUUUAUUUUCUACAUUUUUUUCCUCGACCUUUUUUUUAAUUUCAACAAUUCCAUUAUGCUAUUGCUAUCAAAAGAUUGAAAGUGUUUUGUGAAUGUUCAAAAAACAAAAUGCUUGGCAUAAAAUAUAAUUAGUAAAAUUUAAUUUAA
This is a messenger RNA of Tetranychus urticae (two-spotted spider mite), 1135 nucleotides long. Its product is annotated as coiled-coil domain-containing protein 28B. Lineage: Eukaryota; Metazoa; Arthropoda; Arachnida; Trombidiformes; Tetranychidae. The record is from RefSeq and is a predicted model, not a curated record.